AUGGCCACCACGUACGGCGUCCGUCAGCUCUAUGGAGGGGCGAUCACCGUGGAAUUGCCCGUGGAUCUGAUUGAUUCAAGCGACAUCCGCCAGAUCCCCGACCACCAAGAAGUCUUCCUCUCGCCGACGACCCUCACCUCCAUCAUCUUCGAGAUCAACGACUACGUCCGACCUGGCGCCACGGCCCCCAGCCCCUCGCCGGGCCCGACGACCACGACCUCCACCACCACCACUCCGGACGGGACCACGACGACGACCACCACCACGGCCGUCAGCCAGGUCAUCGUCAACGGUAGCGCCGCACAAUUGCAGCGUCCACAGGAAGAACUGGACGCCGAAGCCGCCAAAUACCACUUCACCGACGUGAUCGCGCCGCCGGACACGCUGGCGGCGCCCCUGCCCAAUCCGCAGCCCGUGAAGAUGAUCGACCCCAGCCUGGCCAGCUACCCGGCGUACAUGCUGGCGGGCAACAUCCACAGCGACGAGAUGGCGCCGCGGCGGAACCCGAACUCGAGCCAAAGCCAAAGCCAAGGCGCCGGGGCCAGAACAACAGCUUCAUCGUCUUCGUCACCUUCGCCCGCCCGGCUGGCGUCGCUGGUACACCAGCUCGCGCUGCUCGUGCGGCUGCAGCCCUGCAACGCCGAUCUGUGCGUGCGCAUCAACGUGCCCGUCAAGGAGUUUGUCGAGGCCGGCCAGCGCGCCGGCGCCACGCCCGACGGCGGCGCAAUCGAGGCCAUGAUCGCCCAGGAGGUCGGCCACGCGCGCGACGUCCUCGCCCGCGUCGUCGGCACCCUGGCUGUCAGGGACUGGCACCUCUUCAACGCCUAA
Molecule: messenger RNA, 828 nt
Organism: Fonsecaea erecta
Lineage: Eukaryota; Fungi; Ascomycota; Eurotiomycetes; Chaetothyriales; Herpotrichiellaceae
Exons: 2
Coding region: 1-828 (275 amino acids)
Biological process (GO): protein import into nucleus
Cellular component (GO): nucleus
Molecular function (GO): guanyl-nucleotide exchange factor activity; small GTPase binding
Source: RefSeq, a predicted model, not a curated record